Molecule: messenger RNA, 5146 nt
Organism: Astyanax mexicanus (Mexican tetra)
Lineage: Eukaryota; Metazoa; Chordata; Actinopteri; Characiformes; Acestrorhamphidae
Gene: cers6
Product: ceramide synthase 6
Exons: 11
Coding region: 181-1356 (391 amino acids)
Biological process (GO): ceramide biosynthetic process
Cellular component (GO): membrane
Molecular function (GO): DNA binding; sphingosine N-acyltransferase activity
Source: RefSeq, a predicted model, not a curated record
AGGGGGCGGGGCGGAAAAAAAAACUGAUGCCAUCAUCAUCACCAUCAUCCUCCUCCUCCUCCAGGAGCUGCAAAGAUCAAUCGUGAAAGGCGAUUGUACCGAGCCUCGGCCAUUCAGUGCAGCUGAUCCAAGACCCGAGGAGCGGCGUGAAGAGAUCCAGGUUCCGGGAGUUCUGCGGCGAUGGCGGGGAUACUGGCGUGGUUCUGGAACGAGAGAUUCUGGCUUCCUCACAAUGUAACCUGGGCUGACUUAAAAAACACGGAUGAGUCAACCUUCCCGCAAGCGGAGGAUCUGUACAUGGCAUGUCCUUUAGCCUUCUGCGUCUUCAUGGUCCGGAUCGUGUUCGAGAGGUUCAUUGCAAGACCUUGUGCUCUGGCACUGAAAAUACAAGCGAAUGGGCCUCAGAAGGCUCAACACAAUGCCAUCCUGGAGAAGGUCUUCACUGCUAUCACCAAGCAUCCUGAUGAGAAGAGGUUAGAGGGCCUGUCUAAGCAGCUGGAUUGGGACGUGAGGACGAUCCAGCGCUGGUUUCGACAGAGACGCAACCAGGAGAAACCCAGCACACUGACCCGGUUCUGCGAGAGCAUGUGGAGGUUUACCUUCUAUCUGUACAUAUUUACCUAUGGGGUGCGGUAUCUUAAAAAGACUCAGUGGCUGUGGAACACUAGAGAAUGCUGGUACAACUACCCAUAUCAGGCUCUAACGGUGGACCUGCACUACUACUACAUCCUGGAAUUAUCUUUCUAUCUGUCGCUGCUGUUCUCCCAGUUUACAGAUAUCAGGAGGAAGGACUUUCUGCUGAUGUUCAUGCACCACCUUGCCACCAUCUCCCUGAUCACUUUCUCUUAUGUAAAUAACAUGGCUCGAGUGGGAACACUUGUCAUGUGUCUUCACGAUGCUGCAGAUGUGCUGCUGGAGGCAGCCAAAAUGGCAAACUAUGCCAAGAGCCAGAGGCUUUGCAACGUCCUGUUCAUCAUGUUCGCCCUGGUUUUCAUCAGCUCCAGGCUGGGCAUAUAUCCUGUAUGGGUUCUGAACAGCACUCUGUUUGAAAGCUGGGAGAUUGUGGGGCCGUAUCCAUCCUGGUGGGUGUUUAAUGCGCUGCUGGUGCUGCUUCAGGGACUGCACACUUUCUGGUCCUAUCUCAUAGUGAAGAUAGCCUGCAGAGCCAUCUCUAGAGGCAAGGCGGGAAAAUUGAAUCCUUUACAUGUAUCAAAGGAUGCGCGAAGUGACAUAGAGUCGAGCUCUGAUGAAGAGGAAGUCUCGCCUCCGACCCAGAAACACCACACUAACGGGACCAACGGGGCCCACGGCACUAACGGCUACCUGUCCGCCUCCCACUGUCAUUACGAACACUAAGCAUCCUGCCGCCCUUAGACGCUCCAGAGGAGCCCACUGCAGCCUGGUUCAUUGGUCUGUACAAUACUUGUGCGUGUCAAAACAUGAACAAUGUUGCCUGUCUGGUACUGGAAGUUCUUAAAUAGAAUAAUGUGAAUGCAGUUCUGUUUUGGUAUGAUUCUUUCCACACCUUUUAUUUCUCACAGCGUUUUUUUUCUCCUCACUAUCUUACAUUUAUAGGCACUCGGUUGAAUAUCAGAGCUUUCCCCCCCUCCCUUAGCUACAGCUAGCUCUUGUUUUUUGUUGUUUCUUUGUUUUUUUGUGAAUGAAUGAAAGCAUUUCUCUUAUCAUCAUGCUAGCAUGCUGCUGUGGUCAUGUAGUUUGGUAUUAUGGGAGCGGCAGUUUUCUCGAGGAAACGUCUUUGUAUUUAUUUAUUUUUUAUAUCUAUAUAUAGGUUGCAGAUUUGUGGAUGAGAUCUUUCUUUUUUUUCAAAGUCUUAAAGCAAUCUACUGUCAAUGUUUGGAAAUGGCACGACUAUUUAAAAUUCAGUCACUGUUUCAGGAUUCACCAAAUAUACAACUUUGACCCUGUUUUUACCUGGUAACGUCAUGAGAUUAUAGGAUUAUAUCUGGAUAAGAACAAGAGACAUAUUUGAGCUAGGGCAGCAAAAAAAUAUAUAUAUUUUUUUUUAUUUGUAAAAUAUACCAUAUUUUACGGACUGUAUUAUAAGGCACACUAUUAAUGAACAUCUAUGUUCUGGCACAGUAAUCUACACAGACUUCUCUGCUGAAAACUGUUUAAUUGGGUGAGUAAAGCGCUUUAGUUUAUUUCCAGUUUACAGAUUAGAUUUUCAAUAUUUUCAACAGCGGGGUUAGCAGCGGCGGUUAGCAGCAUUUAGUGCUAGGAAAUGCCAUCCAACAGCGCUAUCAGCUAGCAUUUCGUCCCAUGUAGCUUGUUUUAACAUGGUAAACAAGCAGACUACAGUCCAACAUACCCACCUCUGAACGGAGAAAGAGCUAGCACUGCAUUUAGCGGCUAAUGCUAACACUGCUACAGCCUCAAUGCUGGAGAAACUUUACAAAAAUUCCUUUAUAACACUGCACUUUAAGCAGAGUGGCUUUACUGCUCCUUAAUACCUGACUGAUAAAAUUCAUACAUAAGGCGCACUGGCGAUUUUUGGGAAAAUUAAAAUAUUUUGAAAAAUACAGUAUAUUGCAAUAUUGAAAAAAAAUACAUAUUUUUUCCAUUGAAAAUUGAAGUAAAAUAAAUAAUAUUUAUCAAAAUCCCACACUGCAAUCAGCAAUCAGAAUUCAGUCUGACUAACUGGAGACCUGUUUGACUCCCUAGUUUAAACGUAUGUGGCUAAAACCUUAUCAAGAUGUAACCCAGAUAACAAUCACAUGAAGUGAGCAGGUGUAAACAGGGUCUUUGGCAUCAUUUUUGGCUUUAAGUCAUUUACCACAGUCACAGAUAAGAGAUAAUUAUCUGAUAUGCUCACUGUUCAAAUGUAUAACAUACAUUACAGAAACAACCAACACACACACAUGCUGUAUUUGCACUACUGUAACUGUAAAUGGGAAUUCUGUAACAGUAUUAUGUGCUCAUGUGUUUUGUUAAAAAUGCUGCAAUUUUGCCAUAUUGUUCUCCAUCACGAAUCAAGAAUAGGCUGGUACUUAAAGCAGUGGAAAUACCAGAGUACAUUAUGUCAAAGAAUCCAAUAAGCAGGUUAAUUACUGUAUAGUUCAGAACUAAUUGGAUAAUUAAUUGGCUGUAUUGCAUUGCCCUUGAUUACAGUGUUAUCAUACAUCAGAGUUAUCAGCUCUUAAGCUUGAGUUCCAGAGUGUGAAUCAGGUUCUGUAUUAAAUUUACAUUCUAUUUAAAAUUCUACACAGUAUUAAACCAUGUGUUAUAUAAUCUUGAUCUUUAGGCCCUUAUAAAAACUUUAUUUAAUUACAUGGCUGAAAACAAAGCUAUAUAAUGUAGAUUUGGUUGUGUAGUACACGCUUAGAAAAUAAUGGUGCUUCAAAUGGUUCUUUGAGUGAUGCCUUUGAACCUAGGUCAUCAAGUCCGGAGUUUCCAGACCUGGAUUUUUGUAACUACCAGGAAUUAACUCAUGAGAGCCCAGAUCAAGUUUUAAAUAUUUAUUCAAAAUAACUUAAUUUGUGCAUUAAUUGGAAAAUUUCCAAUUCAGACAAUUGUCCAGAACUGCCCUUUCAUACAUGUAGCAAGUUUCCAAACCUGAAAAAAGAAAAGAAUUCUCUGGACAAUUCCCUAUUACCUAUUAACUAUUCCCACAUGAGCUCAUUCUAACAUUACCCAUGUUUUGUGGAAGAGGGCUGGCUAAUGUCCAGCCCAACAGGUAUGGACACAGAUACAGAACUUUUCCACUAAUGUCUGGAGAGGUUCUGGGUUCUGUUGCAUGUGUGAAAAGGGCUUAUGGCAGUGGCUGAUAUAAUCAAUCAACCUAUAUUUCCACUCUGUAAUAAAUUGAGGGUAACCCACAUUUUAAAUGCAGCCGAGCAUUUACAAAAUUAAAGGGACAGAAAAAAAGGUUUAAAUCAUAAUAACAAGCAAACAAUAUAAGAUUUAAUUGAGAAGAAAUCAAAUAAUUCAGAAUAAAAGGAUAUGCAGACAGGCUAAAAUGCAAAGCAAUAAAAUAGAGAUAAAUAAUUAAAAUGAAUAAAACAUAACUGAUUGACCAUGUAGUGUUCACAGAAAGUCCAGGAACAGAAACUGGAUUCAGGGUCCAGAUUUGAAGUCUUUUUGCUGACCUCAAUAUAAAUUUUGUUUAUGUACAACUUAAAUAAAGAACGCCAGUCAUGCAAUCACCAAUAUAACACUACUGGUGCCUGCAUUUAAAUAUAUGGUGCACAUUUUUGACAGGCAGUACAAACUGCAAAAAAGCAUAGAUAGUUCCCGUGCAAUUAUUAAUGUACAGUUCAUUUCAGCAUUGUGCUACUGUAUUAUCAAAAUACCAUUGGCAUAAAAUGGACUUAAAGUGAACAUAAUAUCGUUAUUGCAGUUAUUUCCGGGACAAUAUAUCAUCCACAGAAUAUUAGUUUUCAUGAUGGGCCUAACCUCAGCUUUUGGUUCUAUAAAGAGCCAUUUUUAUAAAAUAUGUAAGAGAAGAAGUAUGGAAAAUAAUUUACUGAUUAAAAUAAGCAUUACUUAAUGUAAAGAUUUUUUUUUUUUUUUUACCAGUUCUUGGGUUCUCCACACUUUUUUACUCUAUGCUCUACAUAUCAUCUCUAUUACAAACCUGGUUCAAACCAAAAGAGGUUCCUCUAUGGCAUCCCUCACAGAACCAUUUAACGAGCCACCUUUAAAUUUAAGAAUGUAAAUCAGUGUGUCAGAAAGCAUAUGCACUUCAGGAACAUCCUGAGCGUCACACAGCGGUGUUUUCCUCUUCAGCUUUGAAUGAUCUGAAUUCUCAUUGUUCUCGGUAUAAUUUGACACUUUAAACACUGAGCUAAGUGGAUGACUCAUUAAAAUGCUGUUGAAGUCGGGGUAAAGCUUUUGUUUUUCGAGUAUUUUUAAGGCUAUUAUUUCUGUGUUCUGAAGGUCACUGUUGCAGUUUAUUAGCAAGCUGUGGAGAGGAAGUGCAGCUAAUUAGCCAUUGUCUGUCUCUCUGCACUGCAGACAGUGCACUGAUGCUGAAUUACGUGGUUUACACUUGAUGUCAAGAAAAAUGAAUCUUGAAGGUAUUUUCAAAGGCUCUAGUUUUUCUGCCUUUGAUGGAACAUCAGAUUAUGAAUGGUAGAGAUGAAUAAUGUUGCCAUGUAUUUUGAAUAAACACGACAGACUGAAAGCA